AUGCCGUGCGCCCUUUGGGCGGCCAUCAGCAUCGUGUUCCAGGCGAACAAGGCUCCUCGCGCCAUCUUCUUGAAUCACGAGUUCCACUUGAUGACUCAAGGGGAUCUGUCCAUUGAUGCCUACUGCGUUCGCAUGAAGGAGAAGGCCGACGAACUGCGCGACGUUGGGCAGCCCGUCUCUGAACCCAACCUCAUCCUCAACCUACUGCGAGUGCUCAACGAGGUCUACUCCAAUGUCACCGACAACAUCGCCGGGACACAGCCCCUCACCCUCGCUACCGCCUGGCACCAGCUCGUCCUCAAAGAGUUGCGCCUGCAGAACGAGGAAAAGGUGCGCGCCACCACCGCACUCCUGGCUGCUGCCUCAUCUCUUGGCGGUCACCAGCAGCAGCAGCUGUAG
Molecule: messenger RNA, 399 nt
Organism: Sorghum bicolor (sorghum)
Lineage: Eukaryota; Viridiplantae; Streptophyta; Magnoliopsida; Poales; Poaceae
Exons: 1
Coding region: 1-399 (132 amino acids)
Source: RefSeq, a predicted model, not a curated record